AUAUAAAAAAUAAAAAAAAGAAACUAAAAACGAAAAAGAAAAAGAAAAAUCCAAAGGAAUUAAAUUACCUUGUAAAAGCCAUGGUUUUAGUUUAUAUAUUACCAAGUCAGUCAUCACACCAGGCCAGAAUAUUUUUGCAUUGGUGCUAAUACUAAUACGCGUUCUUUUUCUUUUUUUUCUUCCCAGCCCGAGUUGAUUCGAUAUAAAUUAUACACACACAUAUAUAUAUAUAUAUAUUAAAAAAAAAAGAAGAAGAAGAGAAAGACAGGGCCUUGUCUGAAGCUUUACAGGUCGUCGGCUCGUCUUAAUGUAAAUGUAAAUGAAAUAGGAUUAGGAUUAGGAAGAGUGGAGAGAGAGAUUGGAGUUUGAAUAAAAAAGAGUAAGAGACACAAGGGCGAUGGCAGAAGGGGGUACGACGUUGGAGUACACGCCCACCUGGGUGGUCGCUCUGGUUUGCACUGUCAUUGUUUUCAUUUCUCUCACCGUUGAGAGGAUCAUUCACUACACCGGAAAGUAUCUGAAGAAAAAGAACCAAAAGCCCCUGUUCGAAGCAUUGCUAAAGGUCAAAGAAGAGUUGAUGCUGUUAGGGUUCAUAUCGCUGCUGCUAACGGUGUUUCAAAACCGCAUCGCCAAAAUAUGCAUCAGCGAAGAUCAGGCCAAGCAGUGGCUACCUUGCAGCAACGACAAAGACGACUCUUCAUCUAAGACUACUCAUCACUUUCAGACCCUUUUCGCUACUGUCCCACGUCUUCUUGCCGAGGCUUCCUCUUCCUCUUCCUCUUCUGAUGAGUACUGUUCAGAAAAGGGAAAGGUUCCGCUGUUGUCCACUACAGCACUCCACCAUCUUCAUAUCUUCAUCUUUGUGUUAGCCGUCGUCCAUGUCACGUUCUGUGCUUUAACUAUUCUUUUUGGAGGGAUACAGAUAAGUCAAUGGAAAAAAUGGGAGGAUUCUAUCUCAAAAAAGGGACCCUACAAUCCAGAAGAGGCUCUAAAAACAAAGUUCACGGACGUCCAAGAUCACGAUUUUAUCAGAGGUCGCUUUCUGGGCAUUGGGAAGAAUUUAGCUUUUUUAAGUUGGGUGCAUUCAUUUUUCAAGCAAAUUUUUGGAUCUGUGACGGAAGCUGAUUAUAUGACUUUAAGGCUAGGCUUUAUCAUGACUCAUUGCAGAGGAAAUCCAAAAUUUAAUUUCCACAAGUACAUGAUUCGUGCCCUUGAAGCAGAUUUUAAAAAAGUUGUCGGAAUAAGUUGGUAUUUGUGGUUGUUUGUGGUGUUCUUUUUGUUGCUGAAUGUAUCCGGUUGGCACGCAUAUUUUUGGUUGGCAUUUGUACCUUUGAUUCUUCUGCUUGCUGUUGGCACUAAGUUGGAGCAUGUAAUUACCCAAUUGGCCCAUGAAGUUGCUGAGAAACAUGUAGCAAUUGAAGGAGAUUUGGUAGUUAAACCAUCAGAUGAUCACUUUUGGUUUCAUAGACCUCGCCUUAUUCUCUUACUCAUUCAUCUCAUCCUUUUCCAAAAUUCCUUCGAACUUGCAUUUUUCUUCUGGAUUUGGGUUCAAUAUGGAUUUGACUCUUGCAUAAUGGGUCAGGUCGGCUAUAUUAUUCCCCGACUAGUCAUUGGGGGAUUUGUUCAGUUUCUUUGUAGUUACAGUACCUUGCCUCUGUAUGCCAUUGUCACACAGAUGGGAAGUUCAUUCAAGAAAGCUAUUUUCGAAGAACACAUACAAGAGGGACUAGUUGAUUGGGCUCGCCAGGCAAAGAAGAACAAAGGAAUGAGAAGGGCUUCAAAUGGCUCUAGCCAAGUGGGUCCUAAAGAGGGUAGCUCUAGUACUAGCACAGGAGGAGUGGUAGUUGAGUUGGCAAAUGUUGGGGACCAACAUUCUCAGCCGGAACGACGCCUUUUAGGAGAAAUUCACCCUGCAACUCUUCGCUCGUAGUUCCAUUCCAUUACACAAGAAAAGAAAUAAGUUUGUCAUCCUUGUGUUUGACUAUGGAUUUAUCGUUACUUUAAAAUGUAUUUUAUAAAUAUACAUAUAUAAAAUAUAUACGGUGCAUUUUAUACAUGAUGAACUUUAUUUCACUUGUGCUUUUUAUAUAAAGUGUAGAUUUAGUGAAGAGAAUUAAUACAUGGAGAGUUAAAUUUCUAA
Molecule: messenger RNA, 2140 nt
Organism: Humulus lupulus (European hop)
Lineage: Eukaryota; Viridiplantae; Streptophyta; Magnoliopsida; Rosales; Cannabaceae
Product: MLO-like protein 1
Exons: 14
Coding region: 398-1930 (510 amino acids)
Biological process (GO): defense response
Cellular component (GO): membrane
Source: RefSeq, a predicted model, not a curated record